Camellia sinensis is the source of this 1415-nucleotide messenger RNA. RefSeq names its product zinc-finger homeodomain protein 11. Gene Ontology annotation, biological process: regulation of DNA-templated transcription; regulation of developmental process. Lineage: Eukaryota; Viridiplantae; Streptophyta; Magnoliopsida; Ericales; Theaceae. Gene Ontology annotation, molecular function: transcription cis-regulatory region binding; DNA-binding transcription factor activity. Gene Ontology annotation, cellular component: nucleus. The record is from RefSeq and is a predicted model, not a curated record.
CAAACAAACGCAGCUAUAAAUUAUUAGAAUCAAAAACAAAUAAACAGACAAAAAUCUCCAAAAUACGGAUCAGAUUUCCUAUCUCUAUCUAUCUCCUUCCCCCCAAACCCUCCAUUUUCACAACCCUCAAUUUCCCAAUCAUAAUUACCCAUCACCAACAAUGCUUUCUCACCUCUUAAUAAAAGCCCUAACCCUAGUUUGAAAUUUUCAUUUCAACAAUUCCAAAUGGACCCAACCACCACCACCAACACCAACCACCGCGGCACAGAAAAUGAAACCCCACCACCACCACCACCACCACCACCACUAGCAGCCACCACCGCUCAACCCAACACCAAGUCCUUAUCCUUCACCAACGGAAAACUGAAGAAGCAUUCAAACCAUCCCCACCACCACCACCACCCUCCGCAACCGCCUGCGGCGGUGAUUUAUAAAGAAUGUCUCAAGAACCACGCCGCCACUUUGGGCGGCUACGCCGUGGACGGUUGCGGAGAGUUCAUGCCCUCCCCCACCGACCCCACCUCGCUAAAAUGCGCCGCAUGUGGUUGCCACCGCAACUUCCACCGCCGUGGAGACGAACCCACAACCACCACACCAACCCACUUCCUAGACUUCCACCACCGUCCUCCGCCGCCACUAUCCGUUCGCCGGAGCUCGCCCUCCUCCUCCUCACCCUCUCCGCCGCCGCCGCCAUCUUACUAUUCAGCAGCACCCCACAUGUUGCUGGCCCUCAGCGCCGCCGACCACCACCACCCGGAGGCGGCGGUAAAGCCCACGGCGGAGGAGAACCCAAGUGGGAGAAAGAGGAAUAGGACGAAAUUCAGCCAGGAUCAGAAGGAGAAGAUGCUUUCAUUUUCGGAAAAGUUGGGUUGGAAGAUGAUGAAGAGUGAUCAAGGGUUGAUUGAAAGUUUCUGCAAUGAAAUUGGGGUUGGUAGAGGUGUUUUGAAGGUUUGGAUGCACAAUAACAAGAACACUUUUGGGAAAAAAGACACCACCACCACCACAAUCAACAACGUUAGUGAGAAUAUUAAUGAUGGUAGAGUAAAGUCUGAGAACAACAAUGGUGAUCAUCAUCAUCAUCAAAGUGAGAACAACAAUGGAGUUCAUCAUCAUCAUCAAAGUGAGAACAACAAUGGAGUUCAUCAUCUUCAUGUUUCUUCUGCUAAUGGGUGUCCUCCUUCAGCUCAGCUUCAGCUUGAUCCAAAGAUAGAGUGUAGGUUUUAGAGACAGAGACUGCUUUUUUUUUUUUUUUAUGGUUAGAUUAUUGUAAAAUUAAAUCAAGUGUUUAAUGGUGUAGAAGAAGAAAUUGCAGAACAAUAAUGCAUUUAGUCCUUUAAAAGUUCACUACUUUCAUCAAGGUUUUAUUUAUCUGCUGAGAAAAAAAGAAAAAAAGAAAUCUAUUUAUCUGUUAAUUA